GAAAUUUCCACCCUCGGAAAGCUCCUCGGCGAAUAUUUUCAAACAUUGACGGUUGAUGGGAUAGUCUUUCGUUUACCGGAUAGCUUGAGAUAAUUUCCGAUAAAAUGUUGCCGAUUCCGUUUACCAAGAUUCAUUAAAUAUAUUCGUCCGUGAAUGAUUGUUAUUAUGAUGGAAACUUAUCGUUAGAAUCAGUUCGUUGCUUAUCCAAGAUCGAUACAAAGCAUUUGAAUGGUAGUAAAGUGCUUGCAACUUUUUUCUCAAACUCUUUAUGCACCGAGUAAUCAAGCGCCACGUACAAACUGCUGUUAUGACAAAUUAUGCGAUAAGAAUCGCGGAUUAAAAUUUUUUUUUACUGUGUUUCAUAAUUCCGCCCCCUUUCUUUUCGACGAGUAGUAUUUUACGUCGCAACUGGUUGCGAUUGUUUCGUGCACAACUUCAUUUGGAAAAUAUAAUUUUAUCGUACGCGCGGUAUUUUUAAUAUUAACUUUUAGGGUAUGCUGUAGACUUGUGGUGAAAAAUUCUUUCGAAAUUUAUCUCAACUCGGUUUUGCGUAAGGAGAAUUGCUCGUCGCACGUACGCUGGUAGAAUUAAUUAUCGUUCGCGUAACUUUGACGGGGUAUCCCACCCUUGUAGUGCGACAAAUCCACCUACUUUCAACUCAAUUUUCAACCAGUUCGGCUAAUGGUUAGCGACAUUUCGAAAUAUAUUUAUUAUUUGUAUCACGCUAAUUUCACAAAAAUUGCUGAGCCAUUACUGAAAAACUAUUGUUUUAUUUUUCAAAAUAGAUUCUGCAUUUGAUAUUGUUAUCAACUAAAACGAACCGAUGAAACCGUUCUCGAUUUUUCAUCUAACACCGUUGUAAGAAACGUGCGGCGCUACAGAAUUGAUUGAAAAAAAAAAUCGGUAAAGCACUUGCACCUGGAAUUUUUCAUCCUUGGAAUUUUUUUCAUACAUAUUUCUUUUAAACGAUUUUAGUGGCGUAUAUUACAUCCCACGAGCAUCAGAUAUUUUCUAUUUCUCGUUGCUCUAUUUUUAGCCGAUAUAACUCGGUUGUAAAAUCCGCGAAAAUAGCGCGCUUGUAUAGAUCUAUUGAUUUUUUCCAUCCUGGCAAUCUGGUAAAAGCUUGAAAUUUUUAUAAAAUUUCUAGCCGUUUGAACUUGCGGAAAACGAAUAAUCGGUUUUUCCUUCACACCAAUUGGGUGGGAUGCCCCCUUAAACGGAGCGGAGAAUUUCGACGUAAUGAGCGCAAAUGAAUUCGCGGUGCGCCGCGAUUAAUUGUCAAACGGUUUUGAAAAUCAACGUCCUUAGCGACUCAGGGACAGUUCUCGACGGAAAGUAAUUUUGAAGAAAUAAACAUACCACCCAAAAUCAGGAAGUAAUCAGAGGCUGCUAAUCCUGUGUCGGAACUUGAUUGGGGGCUGUUCAACAUCAGACGAGAUGUUCAGUGUGAAUUACACCGUGAACACGACACCAUUGGUGACCUACGAAUUUGACCCGGAAGACGAUGAGAACAUAUACGUGCCGUACAGCCAGCGACCGGAAACGUACAUCGUUCCCGUGGUCUUCCUCGUGAUUCUGGUUGUCGGUGUUGCCGGGAACGGAGCUCUGGUCCUGACUCUCCUCCGCCACGCGAACAUGCGGAAUGUUCCCAACACUUACGUCCUCUCCUUGGCGCUGGGCGACCUUUUGGUUAUAGUUACGUGUGUACCCUUCACGUCGAUCGUCUACACGGUUGAAUCCUGGCCGUGGGGAUUGGCUGUCUGCAAAUUGUCGGAAUGCGCCAAGGACAUCUCAAUCGGCGUUUCGGUCUUCACGUUGACGGCACUUUCGGCAGAGAGGUACUGCGCCAUCGUUAAUCCUAUACGAAGGCACGUGGCAGGCUUGAGCGCAAAGCCGCUGACCAUUCUGACAGCCAGUCUGAUCUGGGUCUUUGCCAGCGUUCUGGCGAUGCCCUCCGCCUUCUUCUCCUACGUCCCCGAAGUCGAGCUGCAGAUAAACCACAGUAUACUGAUCUGCAGCCCCUUCCCCGAAGAAUUUGGGGAGAAAUACAAGAAGGGCGUCGUGCUGUUCAAAUUCCUCGCAUACUACGCUAUCCCCCUCUGCAUCAUCGCCGGAUUCUACCUUGGGAUGGCACGUCACCUUGAACUGUCGACGAGAAAUGUGCCUGGAGAAUUUCCCGGCGCGCCUCAUCACUGCGGGCAAAUCCGAGCUCGUAAGAAGGUCGGAAAAAUGGUUAUCUCCUUUGUGAUCAUCUUCAUCGUCUGCUUUCUACCCUACCACACCUUCAUGCUGUGGUUUCACUUUUACCCGCUCUCACGCGAGGUAUACGACGAGUUUUGGCACACGUUUCGCAUCAUUGGCUUCUGCCUAAGCUUCAUCAACAGUUGCAUCAAUCCUAUUGCCCUAUACUGCGUCAGUGGUGCUUUCCGAAAAAGGUUCAACGAAUAUCUGUGCUGCUGCGUUCCUUCGUCGAGGCGUCGCAGUCGCAGCGGCGGGCAAUAUCCUCGAACAAGGGGAGGCGCGAGCACCGUAUGCGAGACGAGCUUCAACUCUACGUGCAGACGUCACACACAGGAAUUCAAUUCGACGACUCUUUACAACCUGGGGAACGAUAAGCCGACCUGAGGACGCCUUCGGCCACUGCUGGCUCCUCUUCCGAAAGUCACUUUCGACGUACCGGAAAAUAAGGGACGCAGUGGUCAGCCUGCCUUGAACUUUCCGCAAAACAACUUUUGAUUACGCGACGCGACGGGAUCUUCGUUUGGUGAAGGCGAACUUGAAGUCGAUUCGCCGCCUUGCAUCGACCAGACAGACGAGGGGAGGAUCGUCGUAGGGCGGGUGACGAUCAGCCGGUACAAGUUACUGUCUGAAAAUUGAUAUUAAAUAACAGUCGAGAAUCGAGAAGAAGAAGAAACACGUGUGUCACACGACCAUCUCAUUUCCAUCUUGUCUUUUUACAAUCUCGAUAGUUAUACUUUAAGUAAAACGAUGUUUUUACCUUCAAUAUAUGUGUAUAAUAUGUCAUGCUUAUUCGAUAAUUGUAACGUAAACAACGGUCUCAACUCAAGUUUUCAUCAUUAUAGAAAGACUAAAACACGUCGAGCUUGAUAAAUAUACGUCGUAUGUUACAUAAUAAUUCUACAGCGUCCAUGUGUAUCGUGUAUAUACAGUAAGCAACAUUCAACACUUGACCAAAUAAUAGAGUACUAAAAAAUAAUUGCAUUGGAGGGUAAAAAAGUUAGAGGUGUUUCAGUGUUGAAAUUGUGGGUAAAUUUUUAUCAACGAUAAGAACUUGCGAAACAUAUCUAAUCACGUGUAUGUAUGUAUGCAUGUAUGUAUGUAUGACAUAUUACGUAAUAGAGAAAUGGCUGUUUCACGUUCAAAUUUUGUCUAUAUUCGUGGAGUAAAGUUGAAUUCUGUAUGUCGAUGUAUAAAUUGAUAGUUUACAUGAGUGUAAGUGAAAUAAUAAAUUUAUAUAAAUUCGUGUCAUUCUAUAAGAAAUUAGCUCAGAAUGAUAACGAUUUUAACGUGCUUAUACGGCGAAUCACGUUAUUAUUUCAAAUUUGAGAAUCAUUUAUGUGUACGUGUACCACGCGAGCGCAUGAGAGAUAAGCUUAUCGCUGUAACGUGUGAUAUCUAUCCAGCUCAAGAAAUGCACAGGGUGGAGCGUGAAAUAUGUUAUACAAGGUAUCGCGUACCGCGAGAUGUAAGUGUAAAAUUACUGUUCAACAAAAAUACACACACACACACACAUAUAUAUAUAUAUAUAUAUAUAUAUAUUUCAGUCGUUGCAAAUAGGUAAAUCAACUAUUACUGACUGUAAUUUUAUCAACAAUUGAAGUGAAUGGGGUGUCAAAAAGUGUCACUAAAUCAAAUAUUGUACAUAUAGGUAUCGUAAACGUGUAAAUGUCAUAGGUAUAUAUUACAUUCCAAGCUUGAUGCAAAUGUAAAGGGGAAAAGAUCUGCUUCAAUCAAAUUAUUGUUAACUAAUAAUAAAUACUAACACAUAAAAGGAAAAAAAAAUCACACUACGCUGAUUUCGCACGGUGCGGUGUAGUAUCGUAGAAUCGUUCGGAAUGUAUAAAAACAAAUCUAUAAA
This is a messenger RNA of Neodiprion virginianus, 4099 nucleotides long. RefSeq names its product neuropeptide CCHamide-2 receptor-like. Gene Ontology annotation, cellular component: membrane. The transcript has 7 exons. Gene Ontology annotation, biological process: G protein-coupled receptor signaling pathway. The record is from RefSeq and is a predicted model, not a curated record. NCBI's taxonomy places the organism in Eukaryota, Metazoa, Arthropoda, Insecta, Hymenoptera, Diprionidae. Gene Ontology annotation, molecular function: G protein-coupled peptide receptor activity. Bases 1438 to 2625 code for a protein of 395 amino acids.